AUUUAUAUUUCUGCUGCGAGAGAAGUCGGUCCAUUGAUUUCUCGCCAAAAAUAUCUCACACAUCCCCAAACACACUAUUUUGAUCCCUAAAUUCUCUCUCAAAUUUUCCCUCGAUCUUCGCCGAUCGGAGACCUCUGCACCAUGGCUAAUUCGGCUUCAGGAAUGGCAGUGCAUGAUGACUGCAAACUCAAGUUUAUGGAGUUGAAAACGAAGCGAACUCAUCGAUUCAUAGUAUUCAAGAUUGAGGAGAAGCAAAAACAGGUUAUUGUGGAAAAGCUCGGUGAACCAGCAGAAACGUAUGAGGACUUCACCAAAUGCCUUCCUGCUGAUGAGUGCCGUUAUGCAGUUUAUGAUUUUGACUUUAUGACUGAAGAGAAUGUCCCAAAGAGCAGGAUUUUCUUCAUUGCGUGGUCCCCUGACACGUCAAGGGUGAGGAGCAAAAUGAUCUAUGCAAGCUCCAAAGAUAGGUUCAAAAGGGAAUUGGAUGGCAUUCAGGUGGAGCUGCAAGCAACUGAUCCAACUGAGAUGGGUCUUGAUGUCUUCAAAAGCCGCGCAAAUUAAAUUUCUCUAAGUCGCAUCAGAGUACACAAUAUUCUAUUUGCUCUAUUUGCAAGUAAUGUUUAUAGUUUGUGAAACAGUGGUACCUGGUUAAGCUAUUACAUUGGUCUUUUGUCGACGUUUAAUUCUGUGUUCCUGUCUUCAUCUAGAGCCAAUUCUGUCAUUUUGAUCUUAUUUUAUGAUUUUUUUAGUGUGGAAUUUCGGUUGUGCUGCAGCCUGGGGCUGGAUAUCUAUGUUGAAUUUGCUUCUAUAUUUUGGAAAUGCACUUUGGCUUUCUUAUUCUCUAUUUCAAGAAGUUGUGUUCUCACUU
Molecule: messenger RNA, 868 nt
Organism: Olea europaea var. sylvestris
Lineage: Eukaryota; Viridiplantae; Streptophyta; Magnoliopsida; Lamiales; Oleaceae
Product: actin-depolymerizing factor 2-like
Exons: 3
Coding region: 142-561 (139 amino acids)
Biological process (GO): actin filament depolymerization
Cellular component (GO): actin cytoskeleton; cytoplasm
Molecular function (GO): actin filament binding
Source: RefSeq, a predicted model, not a curated record